Messenger RNA from Penaeus vannamei (Pacific white shrimp), 3306 nucleotides. Lineage: Eukaryota; Metazoa; Arthropoda; Malacostraca; Decapoda; Penaeidae. The record is from RefSeq and is a predicted model, not a curated record.
CGGUGCAACGCGGCCGCAUCCCCCCGUCGCAGGGUAUGGGGAUGCCAGGACAGUUCAUGGCCAACGGCGACUCCCUCAACGGCCACACGUACCUCUCCUCCUACAUCUCCCUCCUCCUCCGCGCUGAGCCCUUCCCCACCUCCCCCUACGGCCAGUGCAUGAACGCCAACAACAUCAUGGGCGUCGACAACAUCUGUGAGCUGGCGUCGCGGCUGCUGUUCUCGGCGGUGGGCUGGGCCAAGAACAUCCCCUUCUUCCCGGAACUGCAGGUGACCGACCAGGUGGCGCUGCUGAGGCUCGUGUGGUCCGAGCUGUUCGUGCUCAACGCCUCGCAGUGCUCCAUGCCCCUGCACGUGGCGCCCCUGCUCGCCGCCGCGGGGCUGCACGCGUCCCCGAUGGCGGCCGACAGGGUGGUCGCCUUCAUGGACCACAUCCGCAUCUUCCAGGAGCAGGUCGAGAAGCUCAAGGCGCUGCACGUCGACUCGGCCGAGUACUCGUGCCUCAAGGCGAUCGUCCUCUUCACCUCAGACGCCUGCGGCCUGAGCGACCUGGCCCACAUCGAGGGCCUGCAGGAGAAGUCCCAGUGCGCCCUCGAGGAGUACUGCAGGACCCAGUACCCGAACCAGCCCACCCGCUUCGGCAAGCUCCUUCUUCGGCUCCCUUCGCUCCGGACGGUUUCCUCGUCCGUCAUCGAACAGCUGUUCUUCGUGAGGCUCGUCGGCAAGACGCCCAUUGAGACGCUCAUCAGGGACAUGCUGCUCUCCGGCUCGACCUUCAACUGGCCUUACAUGGGCAGCAUGUGACAGGCAGCUCUGGGCACGAAUCCCACCCUUCCUCCGGGGACCGUGCCCACGUCGGCUGCCUCUCACGCCCUCACCUCCGCCGCCCACGCCCUCACGUCCGUCGCCCACGGCCAGACCUCGGCGCACGCCCACACGCCCGUCUCCUCCUUCCAGCUGCCCACCCUCGCCACGGCCUUCCGGUGAUGAACCGCGGACGCCUCGCCGCCGCCGCCCAAGCUCCACCGCGCCCCCCGCCGCGGGCCCGCCCUCGCGCCCCUUCGCGCGCCCGCCCGCCCACACAACGACCGCAGAGGGCCUCGGAAGCCCCUCGCCAGGCUCGGUGGCUGGCUGUCGCCGCUGGCCGCCCCGCGCGACGGCGGCGGCGGCGGCGCGCCAAGGACGGGGAGGCGCGGUGGCGGCGGCGGGCCGUGGGGCGGCGGCGACCGACGGAGGGACGCCAGCGCCUCGCCGCACGAGCCCCCGAGAGGCCUGAGGAUCCUGUGAGGGGCGCGGCGGGAGGAGCGGGCGCGGCGGCCCUUCGCUGCGGCGGAAGGAGGGCGGCCGCGGGCGCCGCGCCGCGAGGGACGGCGCCGGCGAGUCCACGCGGAGGCGACGACGGAGCUCCGCUGCCCAAAAGACAACCAAGAAAGAAGUGAAAGAAGAAAGAAAAGCGACGCGAAGCUUGCGUUCAGAAACACAGCAAAACAGGUGUUGUAACGGAAAGGUGAAGGAGAGCGCCGCCGAGGCGAGAUCCGUGCGCGGUCAGCAGCAGAGGACAACCGACCCCCGUGGGUUUAGCGAAUCCGUUGAGGAAAACUGUGCAUAAACUACAAUGUACGCGUUACCUGUUCUUGUAUAUGUGAUAACCGGAGACUCCAGGACUUGGCCGCAGCGCGAGCGACGUCUCCGGUUGAAUCCAUGUAUAUUUUGUACAUAGUAAGUGAUAAGGUUUUAUACUCGGGCGCGCUGGCUGGGUUGACCGCCACCUCACUUGUACAGGAAACCUGAGCGUUUGAGAAAAAGUGCUCCCAGCGUCGCCCUCUUACUCUCCCCCUCUCCCCCUUCCCCCUCCCCCCUAAACUCUUAGAGGAGAAAGAAAGAAAAAAUACAGAUAUAACUUUCUUCUUUUUUAUAUAUUAAAAAAAAAAGAAUAUCAUUUUGUUGAGAAGGACGAUAAAGAAAAGACUUUUUUGGAGGAGGAGAAAGGUGAGGAGAUUCUUCCGGCCCUCCGCUCGUUCCCGGAGCCUCGUCCUCGGGGCCCGGCGCGAGGGGGGGGCUGCUCCGUCGGCCUCGGUCCCGGUUACGCAGGUUGGCCUCGGGUGUUGCGUCGCGCGCGCAAGGCCGAGGCCAAUCUCGGAUAUUUUUUCCUUUCGUGCUGACAGUUGUCUUAGCCCUCCCCCUCCCCACCCCUGUCCAGAUCAGAUUUUUUUUCCUUUUUUUUACUCUCUUUUGGUAUGCCGUGAUCGAGCGACGUGUUCACUUGCCAGAGAUGAGGAAGAGAUGUUUCAAGAUCGGGUUUUUGUGAUAUGUCAUGAAGCAAUAUGGAAUCUGUAUUUGAUUAGUUUUAUAACACGAAGAAGAAGAAGAAGCGAGGAGUGGCGUUCCAUCCGAGGCGGAGCCACCGCUCGGGAGCCAGGCGCCCGCCCCCACUCGCCACCGCCCCCCGCCCCCACCCCGGCCGCCUUGCAGUCCAGCCCUCAAGAGGUCUCCUGCCGCCGAGAUCUUGCAAGCUGUGAGGCGCUUCUGCAAGCCAGUCCCUGCUCGCGGGCGCCGGGACGAACUCCGAGGCGCGGGGGGCGGUCCACUGGCUAGUGGUGCGAACCUGCUAGCCGGCGAGGGACCGCCGCCCGUCGCCUCGCGUCUGGCCGCCAGCAGGCCCGCGGGCUGGCGCCGCUCGAGGCCCCUCGCCGCCGGGCCGCAGCGGGCGGGGGUCGACGAGCGGGCGGCGCUCCUGCGGCGCCUGGAGCCACCGGACCCACGGCCGCCGGGAGGCCCUCGGCGAGCCUCAGCAUGACGGAAAAGCCCUUCAGGUCCGAGGUCCGGCCGCCGCCGCCGCCGGAGCCCCGCGGGGCCAGCGCGCCCGCGGCGGCGUCCGAGGGCCCGGGGCGGCCCGCAGCCCUCGGCCGGCGGCCGCACUCCCACACGUGUACUGAAUGUUGUUUUGUUUGUCAAGUCUCGCCCGGGAGGGACCGGCCGCCGCUCCCGCCAAGCACCGGGCCUCCAAGUGUACAGGUGCCCAGUAAGUGUACAGGUGUACAGGUGCCGCCAACAAGUGUACAAAGAGGCACGGGCCGGGCUGCACGGGCGGACGGGCGCCCACGGCCCUCCCGCGCCGCCCUCACGCCCUCGAGUGGGCGGGGCCUGGGCGCCCGUCCCCUGGGCCGGCAGCGCCGCCCGUGCGAGCGUCCUAGGUGUGUGACAACCGUGACGUCAUCCAUGUUGUUUGUACCUUAGGCUACACAGGUGUCGUAGACACACAGUAUGUUUUCUCUUAAAUAAAUGAUCUCAAAAACUCUGUUGUCAA